AUGCGUUCGUUCGCCUUGCUCCCUCUACUCGCCAGCCUUUCCGUCGCUCUUCAGCUAUACGUCGAAGAGCGCUCAGUACCCCUCUCCUGCGCCUUAACAGACGCAUUCCCCUCCGGACCAGGAACAGCCUACACUUCCCAAGCCCCCUCAGCUCAGCUCUCCUCUGCCCUGCGCGACAUCUCCUCGUCCAAUGUUGAAGAGAUCAUCACGUCUCUCGUGGGUUUCGGCACGCGCAACACGAUGUCGUCGCAGACUGACCCGGUGAGGGGCGUCGGCGCGGCGCAGAGGUGGCUUGAGGCGAGGAUGGGCAACCUCACGGAGGGUGUGGCGCAUGCGAAGGUUGAGGUUCAGACGUACGAGCAGCCAGCAUCAGGCUCCAUCCUCUUCCCAGUGAACAUCUCCAACGUCGUAACGACCUUCACCGGCUCAGUCACACCCAACAGAGUAUACAUCAUCACCGGCCACUACGACUCGCGCAACACCAACAACUCCGACUUCAUCAACGACGCGCCGGGCGCGGACGACGACGGGAGCGGCGUGGCCGUCGUGCUCGAGCUGAUCAGGGUGUUUUCGAAGCUGCCGCAGCCGAAGGCGACGAUUAUGCUGGGGGCUGUUAGUGGGGAGGAGCAGGGGUUGCUUGGGAGCGGGAACUUUGCGAAUAUUACGAGGGAUGCUGGGUUGGAUGUUCAAGGUAUGUUCACAAACGACAUCGUCGGCUCCUCAAAGGGCGACCCCGGCUCAUCCGACCCGCACACGAUCCGCCUCUUCGCACAGGGCGUACCAUCAUUCACCGAGUCCCUCGCGCAGAUGACCAACCGCGUACAAGUUGGCGGCGAGAACGACUCGCCUGCGCGCGAGCUGGCGAGGUUCGCCGCGGACGUGGCUAGUAAUAGUGUGACGGAUAUGAAUGUGGCGGUCGUGUAUCGCGCGGAUAGGUUCUUGAGGGGUGGAGAUCAUGAGCCGUUUCUUCGUCAGGGCUUCCCUGCGGCGAGGUUCACGGAGCCGCAUGAGAACUUUGCGCAUCAGCACCAGGACGUGCGCGUCCAAGACGGAACCCAAUUCGGCGACCUCCCCGAAUUCUGCGACUUCCCCUUCAACGCACGCGUCGCGCGCGUAAACGGCGCAACGAUCUGGUCCCUCGCCGCCGCGCCCGGCACUCCCAAAAACGUAACGCUCGACACCUCGGUCCUCACGAACAACUCGACGCUCACGUGGUCCGUCGAUAACGAGAGCGGGAUGACGGCCGGGUACGAGGUGCUGUGGCGCGCGACGGACGCGCCGCGGUGGACGAAUGUUAUCGGGGUGGGCUUUGUGGGAAGGGCGACGGUUGAUGUUAGUAAGGAUAAUGCGAUUAUGGCUGUUAGGGCUGUUGGAAAGGAUGGGAUGAGGAGUCCGGGGGCGUUCCCAUUGGGCGUUUGA
Peniophora sp. CBMAI 1063 is the source of this 1419-nucleotide messenger RNA. The record is from the annotation of a GenBank genome assembly. NCBI's taxonomy places the organism in Eukaryota, Fungi, Basidiomycota, Agaricomycetes, Russulales, Peniophoraceae.